CCAAACCCAAACCCAAACCCAAACCCAAACCCAAACCCAAACCCAAACCCAAACCCAAACCCAAACCCAAACCCAAACCCAAACCCAAACCCAAACCCAAACCCAAACCCAAACCCAAACCCAAACCCAAACCCAAACCCAAACCCAAACCCAAACCCAAACCCAAACCCAAACCCAAACCCAAACCCAAACCCAAACCCAAACCCAAACCCAAACCCAAACCCAAACCCAAACCCAAACCCAAACCCAAACCCAAACCCAAACCCAAACCCAAACCCAAACCCAAACCCAAACCCAAACCCAAACCCAAACCCAAACCCAAACCCAAACCCAAACCCAAACCCAAACCCAAACCCAAACCCAAACCCAAACCCAAACCCAAACCCAAACCCAAACCCAAACCCAAACCCAAACCCAAACCCAAACCCAAACCCAAACCCAAACCCAAACCCAAACCCAAACCCAAACCCAAACCCAAACCCAAACCCAAACCCAAACCCAAACCCAAACCCAAACCCAAACCCAAACCCAAACCCAAACCCAAACCCAAACCCAAACCCAAACCCAAACCCAAACCCAAACCCAAACCCAAACCCAAACCCAAACCCAAACCCAAACCCAAACCCAAACCCAAACCCAAACCCAAACCCAAACCCAAACCCAAACCCAAACCCAAACCCAAACCCAAACCCAAACCCAAACCCAAACCCAAACCCAAACCCAAACCCAAACCCAAACCCAAACCCAAACCCAAACCCAAACCCAAACCCAAACCCAAACCCAAACCCAAACCCAAACCCAAACCCAAACCCAAACCCAAACCCAAACCCAAACCCAAACCCAAACCCAAACCCAAACCCAAACCCAAACCCAAACCCAAACCCAAACCCAAACCCAAACCCAAACCCAAACCCAAACCCAAACCCAAACCCAAACCCAAACCCAAACCCAAACCCAAACCCAAACCCAAACCCAAACCCAAACCCAAACCCAAACCCAAACCCAAACCCAAACCCAAACCCAAACCCAAACCCAAACCCAAACCCAAACCCAAACCCAAACCCAAACCCAAACCCAAACCCAAACCCAAACCCAAACCCAAACCCAAACCCAAACCCAAACCCAAACCCAAACCCAAACCCAAACCCAAACCCAAACCCAAACCCAAACCCAAACCCAAACCCAAACCCAAACCCAAACCCAAACCCAAACCCAAACCCAAACCCAAACCCAAACCCAAACCCAAACCCAAACCCAAACCCAAACCCAAACCCAAACCCAAACCCAAACCCAAACCCAAACCCAAACCCAAACCCAAACCCAAACCCAAACCCAAACCCAAACCCAAACCCAAACCCAAACCCAAACCCAAACCCAAACCCAAACCCAAACCCAAACCCAAACCCAAACCCAAACCCAAACCCAAACCCAAACCCAAACCCAAACCCAAACCCAAACCCAAACCCAAACCCAAACCCAAACCCAAACCCAAAGAGGAUGAUGAUCAAGAGAAUGUAUUUCAAGAAGUCAUUUCUCAACAACAACAACAACAACAACCACUACACCCUUCUCUUGCUGCUCACCAACAGCCUCAACCAAACAAUCAUGCUUGGUUUAUGCCACCUCUGACUCAUGUAUUUCAUCACAAUCAUCACCAGGAAAGAACAACAAAACAACGACCGGCGAGUGUGAAACAAUUUUUCGAAAAGAAAUGUUUUAUUGAGUGGAAAGAUAUAACUUUUCCGAUGAAUUCUCCUCAUCCCAUUUUGAAAAAAGUUUCUGGAUUUGCAGUUCCUGGUAAAAUCACUGCUAUUUGUGGACCGACAGCGAGUGGAAAGUCGACACUUCUUCGAAUUUUAUCCAACCGAGGUUUACACAAACAUUACAGUGGAGACAUUUUAAUCAAUGGACAAAUUUGCAUGAAGGUUUCCAAAAUUGUAAAUGGAUCGAGAUGUGUCUACCAAGUACAAAUCAUUGGUGUCUUUUGUCUCGAAAGAUUUUUCACCGUCCAACAUGCCACUCAUAUUGGACAAUAG
Messenger RNA from Naegleria fowleri, 2036 nucleotides. RefSeq lists its product as uncharacterized. The transcript is spliced from 2 exons. NCBI's taxonomy places the organism in Eukaryota, Heterolobosea, Eutetramitea, Acrasida, Naegleriidae. The record is from RefSeq and is a predicted model, not a curated record. The annotation marks the transcript as partial.